UUUCGAGCGUACGACUUCACUUAGACGAGGUUUCGCUUUUUAGCUAAAUCGCAACGACUUCUUGCAAUUUAAUCCUCUCUCCUUAAACCCUGUUCUUUUUUUUUUUUUGGAAAAACCCACACCGAAGGAAAAGAGAAGAACAGUUUGUGAGGGGGAGCGAAAGCUCGAAAAUGGCGUUGGGACAUUUGCGCUUAUUUCAGAACCUCUGUCGAAGAAGAACCCAUGUUGCGGAACUUACUCAAUUGCUUGGAAGCUCGAGAAGCUACUCAAAUCUAACUUCGAAUGGUAAUUCUUUGAUAUAGGUUUGUGGCCUUGUGGGUUUGCAUUUUUCUUCGUCAGAUGUUUCUGUCUCUGUUCUGCGAUUUCCCCUUUUCUAUUUUUCUUCUUUUGUUUUCUGCGGAAGAAAUGUUUUUGCUUCAAACUUAUUAAGAUAUUGUGUGUUUCCGAUUGAAAGUUGCUCUUAGUUUCAAUGUAUUAUGAGUAUAUUUGCUUCAUUAAGUUGCACUAAACCAUUGAUUAGAUUAUCUCAGUCUAUAUCACUAGUGUAAUUGGGGAUGUUAUUUGGUGUCUUUUGGUUUCUUCCAAGUUUGUUCUUUUCAGUUAAAAACUUAAAAUAAGUUUGUUCUUGUUGGUUUCUGAAUUUCUGAUUUAGCGUUAAGCCGUUAUGUGCAUCAUGUCUUGCCGUUGCUGUGGAUCAUAUGUAUGUCCUUUUUAUACUAGCUUUCUGAAAUUAUUCUUUUCCUUUCAAAAUAAGCUUAUAAGUUUAUAUCAAUGUAUGUUUUUCUUUUUGCAAAUGGUUUUAUGGGAUUUUAAAGCUUUCCAUUUAUUGCAUGAGUUAUUUGUCUGGGUCUCAGAAAUUGUUAUCCCCUUUUCUACCCUAGAAGGUGCCAUUUUUUAUAAUGAUUUACUUGUUUCCUUUCCGAACGAAGCAUCUUAUAUCUGAUGACAUACUGUCGCGAUGUUCUUCAUUAUCAGAUCCAAAAUGCUGGGGCAGUUCUUUCUUUUACAGACAAUAUUCUAAAUAUGGAUGGAAUACUCAAUUUCCACAAAUGAACCUUAGGAAUAUAUCAUCAUGUGUGACUAAGGACCCUGAUGGACUACCUUGGACUUCUGGAGAUAAAUUUAUACUUAGAGCAACAAUGGCAGCUGGGUUACCCAGUAUCACAAAUGUGAGAUCAUUUGCAACCCAAGCAAAAGCUCCUGCCCAAGCGCGACAAAUGGGAGCACUUCAAGUAUCUAUGCUGAGUCCUGGAUUUGUGUACGAGCCAUAUGCUCCUCGAGAAAAGAUUCCUUUUUGGAAAAGAUGGUUUACAAGAAGUGGUUGGAGAAGAACAGAGGAGGAUGUUAUCCUAGAGCUCAAAAGUGCUUAUGCAAUUGCUAAACUUCGCAAAACUGGAUACAACAAGCAUAAAUUUUACAAUGAAGCCUUUGACUUGUACAAAGAGAUAAGCACGCUUGUGGCACAAGGAAACAAAACAUCUUUGAGGAAGUUAGUUACAGAGAAGAUGUAUUCUGCUCUGAAGAAUGAAAUUAAGCUAAGAGAAUCAAAAUGGAGUAAAUUGGAUUGGGAGCUAGUGGGGCCAGCAGUUAAAAUACGUACACUCCGUGCUCGACUGAUUGGAGUUGAUCGGAAUGAUCUUAGUAAAGUGUUCGUACAGCUGACACUUGAGUUUCUUACUAAACAGAAAUUUGAGGCAUGUGAUGCAACCGGGAAUGUCGUUGCUGGAGACAAAGACAAGGAGGUUCUUGUUCGUGAGAUAUGGGUUUUUGAGAAAUCGCUCUUCCACCCAGGAGCAUCCUGGCGCCUCUGUGGACGAAUCAAUACUUAACUUGGUCAUCAUUCCAGUGAGGAGGAAAAUUCUCUUGACUGCAACAUAGAAGUAUACUCAUCCACAUUAUCCUUUUUGUUUCAGUCGCUGAAAUCAUAUUAAGUUUGCCUGAUGGAAAGAAUUGGCAUCCAUCAUCUUAUAGCCCCAAGGGUGAUUUCUCCACAUCGUUUGAACAGAGUAACACAUUAGUUAUGCUCAGCCAAUAAUCUAUUGAAAUCCUGAGUAGUUUACAACUUCAUCAGAAGUAAAUGAUAUUGAUUUUUAUUUGAUUUUUUGGUUGUCCCUUCUCAUUUUUGGACAUUGACCGUGUUUAAAUGAUCUAGUUUUGGUGCAAAGAAGUUUGUAAGGAACAAAAUUUGCUUUUUUCUCGUGUUUAUCUGGUGUAAUCCCAAAUUAACUCUAAAAUUAAGGUUUUUUUUAUUUGCAAGUGUUGCUUUAUUCCUCUGAUGAAAAAAGAUGUUUCUUCUAAGUCCAUUGUUGGAUGUUUUGCGGAAGCAAGAAGAAAAGAACCUUGCUUGAAGUCAAAUUAUUCCUUUUGCUUCACAUUUUCGCCUCUCUCCUUGCCC
Oldenlandia corymbosa var. corymbosa is the source of this 2395-nucleotide messenger RNA. The record is from the annotation of a GenBank genome assembly. Lineage: Eukaryota; Viridiplantae; Streptophyta; Magnoliopsida; Gentianales; Rubiaceae.